GAUUUCUACAAACUCUUUCAAAAACAUUUGAAACCACAAAAAGUUGAGACUGAUUUUAGUUGGGCAAUGAUACAUGCCGUAGUUCAAGUGUUCAACACAGUCAGUGUUCAAGACUACCUGGAAAUCUGCUUCCAAGUUUGCCUGGAGAAUGAGACAGUGCAGUUAACAGUAUUACAUCUUUGUGCUGCUCACAUGCUUAAACUGAUAACUGUCAAGCUGUCCAAGAUGGAAUGCAAAAAGGAGACAAAGCAAUUCUUUCUUUACUGCUUUGCUCUUUUGCUAAAUGCAACCAGGUUUGAUCAGAUCUUGUCCAUUUCAAGAUGCAUAUCAUAUGUAUUUUCCUCUAAGUAUGACACUGAGGGCUCUAAGAAACAUCUGUCAUCUCUGAAGGAUGCCAUCGAGACACAGAGUGCAGAAAAGAUGGAAGUCAGUAGCACAGAUGAAGCUCAGGGACUUGGGGAUUUUGAAAACAUGUCAAAAUCGAUCUCAAAGUCAUCCCCAUUCUUUGCUCCGAUUGAAGAUGCUAUCAAUCAAGCACAAGAAGAAGCAGAGAAAGAAUCUUUAGCAGAGAACAGUGGGCCACAGAAUAAAUAUUUUUGCACAUCACUUCUUGAUGUGAUUUUGCAUUAUGCUGGCACUGUUCCCCUUUGGUCAGGUAUAAUGCUGAAAACUACUGGCAAAAGCAGAGAUAGCAAUGCUGUGGUGGAGAACUGGUUUCGCACAACCAAAUCAGUCAUUUUGGGUUCAAAACUACACAGAAGACCAGGAGACUUUUUGCAAGUCCAGCAUGAGUUUGUUGUUGGAAGAGUGAAAGGAAUGUCACUUGUAAAAAAGCGUGCACCUGCAACAACCCCAACUAACAAAGACAUGCAGAAAACUGAAGGCCCAGAGACACUGGCUCUGUCUCAAGAGGAGCAAUGGAAAAAACGAACACCUAGAAAAAAAAAAUCAAAGUAUUUCAGCUCGCCUCCGCCAGUGAAAAAAGUCCAUGCAUCCUCAAACACAAAAAAACUGUACAAGUCAUCAACACACCCUUUAUUAGAAAACAAAAAGCAAUCAUGUCCACAGUGGGGAGGAAAGGCAGUUCUUGGACAGAGAACCAUUACAAUGACAAACACUUGUUCAAUUGACAACCUGCUUUACACAAUGCAUCUGGCAAUCAAAAACAAGCCAGGGAUCAAAAAUGAGCUACAAAAACUAUCUAGGUGUGAUAAAUGGAUAUCAACAUUACUACAUGUCCAUAAUCUUUUUGAGAAGGAGGAGUGGGCACAGGGAAAAGCAGUUUGGCUGAACAAGAUUGGACGAUUCAAAGGAUCAACCUGGGAUGCCUUUGGGUCAGAGGAGGACAUGAUCACAUGCAGGCUAGAAUUUCUGCAAAGUACAGAAGUUUUACAAGCAUGUUUCAAUCCAGCCUGUCCAACUGCACAGAGAAGAUACAACUCCAUUGAUAUUGUAUGUGAGGACUUCACUAAGUUACAGGCGGAUGUUGACAAGUGGGCCAACAACAUUAUGAUCCAACUUCCAUGCAAAAGAGGUGUUGAGCCAUGCACAGAACAAAAGAGAACACCACAACAUACCUUUGUGCAUGGGUUGCCAUGUCUUCUGCUGAUGUCAAUACUUCACAAAAAUCCUUUGACUGAGAACCAGCAUCCAACAGCCUUGCCACAUAUGAUUGAAAUUCUUGGUGGAAAGGACUACAGGAAUCCAAGAAGGAAGGAAGAGACGACAUUCCAAUUUCCAUAAAAAGCUCACAGAAGAAACUUGCAACCGGCUGUCAGGUUGGACACAUUGUUAUGGUCAGGGCAAGCAACUGACUCGCAAAUAGGUGAUUCAUUCAUGUUCCAGAAAAUAAAUUUAGUUUAGUUAUGGUUUUUAGAUAAGUUUUUCCUUGUUUUGAUUACUGAUUAAUUUUAAAGCAUCUGCUUUUGUGUUGGGUUUUUUUCUGUUUUAACUUUUACUUCCUUUGUUCCGAAUAUCCUUGAUCCGUUGGACCUGUGCCUAAACAAUAAAUAUUUAAUGUUUAAAAUAACUGUAGCAUUCCAUUUUGUGCAUUCUAGUCCUCUGCCAAAAAUUUGUCUCACCAAAAAGAAAAAGGACUGACAAUUGUGA
This is a messenger RNA of Oryzias melastigma (Indian medaka), 2109 nucleotides long. RefSeq lists its product as uncharacterized. The record is from RefSeq and is a predicted model, not a curated record. NCBI's taxonomy places the organism in Eukaryota, Metazoa, Chordata, Actinopteri, Beloniformes, Adrianichthyidae.